AUGGCACCCUCGACACAUCCCCGCAUUGAAGAACUCCCCGACGACUUUGACGAGUCGCUCGACCUGAACGCUCCGACCCCUCCUACAGCAACAACAACAACAACAUCAACGGCAGAAGCCGAGAUUCCCCUCCCCCUCCGCGGCAAUGAAGAGCGACUCCGCCAGCUCGACGAGUCCACGCCGGCCCCGAAGCUGCCCCCCGCAAUGGCAGCGGUGGACUCACACACAACCGAUGAACUCGCCGACAUUCUGAACAAGACCCCGUUGUUCAUGACGGAUAUCAGUAAAGCGGGGGAUGAGAACGGCGAAAACGUCAUGCUCGAUGCGCUCCGCGCGCUGCAGAACGAAGGGACGCGCGGCGAGGUCGCACAGGGGUUCCGCGAGCAGGGGAAUGAGGCGGCCAAGGAGAAGCGCUGGGUUGAUGCGAAGGAAUUCUAUACCAAGGCGAUUGCGGUGUUGCGUGCGCAGGAAAGCAAAUGGGAUGCACCCGAGGAUGAGGAGGAGGAGCGCAAGUUGCUGCGCCAGGUUGAGGAAGCGAGCUAUAUCAAUCGCGCGUUGUGCCAUUUGGAGCUGAAAAACUACCGCUCAACAACGCUUGACUGCGCCGCGGUCCUCAAACUAAACCCGAAAAACGUCAAAGCAUUCUAUCGCUCCGCAAUGGCCCUCUACGCGCUCGACCGCAUCCCCGAAGCCCAAGACGCCGCCGCCCGCGGCCUCGCCGUCGACCCCGAGAACAAACCCCUCCAAACCAUCGCCUCCAAGGCCACGGAACGCAAAGCCGCGCUAGAACGCAUCGCCGCAAAACGCGCCGCCGAAGACGAACGUACUAGGAAAGAAAAACUCCUCCUAGGCACGGCCCUGCGCGCGCGCCAGAUCCGCACCCGGAAAACAAACCAACCCCCCGAGAUGGAGGACGCCGUCAUCAGGCUCUCGCCGGACCCGCUCUCCCCUGAGAGCACGCUCGAGUUCCCGACUGUGCUGCUGUACCCGAUGGACGCGCAGAGCGACUUCAUCAAGGCGUUCUCUGAGAUGCAUUCGAUUGAGGACCACCUCGAGUAUAUCUUCCCGUUGCCCUGGGAUUCGAAGAAGGAGUACACGAUGGACUCUGUGGAGUGUUACAUGGAUACAAACACGGGGGGGCUUGUCAAGGCCGGAAAGAAGCUGCCGCUGCUGCAGAUCCUGAGCGGGAGCAAGGUGGAGGUUGUGGAUGAGUUGGUGAGGAUCUACGUCGUACCCGUGAAGCGGAGUAAGGAGUUUAUUGCGGCGAUGAAGGCAAGGAAGGAGGGUUGA
This is a messenger RNA of Aspergillus calidoustus, 1290 nucleotides long. NCBI's taxonomy places the organism in Eukaryota, Fungi, Ascomycota, Eurotiomycetes, Eurotiales, Aspergillaceae. The record is from the annotation of a GenBank genome assembly.